CAUGACGCAGCCAUAACUACUCCCGUGCUUGGUCUUUCCCACGAUAUGAUGGAGGACGUAAAUCAAGAAUCUACCAUCGCGGAGGUACCUUCGACUGUCGGACCGGAUGAAACGCGGUUGAACGGUGAGCCAUCGAACACGGCUGAGGAGGAGGAGGGAGACGAGCUUGAGGUGGAGCAACCGGAGCGACACACGGGUCAGGAUGUCGAUUCCACGAAAUCUUCCAUGGAGAGUUCCUUUACCGUGACCGAUUGCAACUGCUCGUCGCUGAUCGAACGUACGGACAAGCUAGACGCGAAUGAGCUGCAGCUGGACGCAAAGGUGACCGAACUGAUCGAGGAUCUCAUCAAGCCGCACGAACAAGAGCGUGGUGUUGGGAGCGAGGAAAAGUUUAAAGUUCUCACGAUCAACGAUGAGGUGGAGAGUGUGGCCAGCGGAACCGGUGGCACGGUGACGGUCGUGGGGGGCAACGGGGAUGGUAGUGAUAGUGGGGUAGAAUUUGGCGCAGGAUCCGGUUCCCUCACCGAUACUGGGGUGUUGCAACGUGCGCUGAGCAACAAUAGUGCCGGUUACGCAAGUAGCUGCUGCGGUUUGGACGGAGAACCGACCGGCAUGAGUAUGUCGUGCAACUCGAGCAUGAUAAGUUACAGCUCGGAUAUCUACGACAAGACUGGCAACACUGUGCUGUGCGGACGGUUGAGUACGGAUUACUGUGCGAGCGAGGGUGGAAGCGAAAGUUCUUCCGUGACCGGUGGACCGGUGAGCUCGCUGCGUAAGGCAGGGCCGGUGGUUAAGAAGAAGGUGGCAGUGAAGGAACCACCGGCGAACCGUUCCCCGAGGAAGUCAACUGAGAGUGUAUCUAGCAGUGGUCGGAGCAGUUCCCGCUCGCGAGGCUCUUCGUUGGGCCGUUCGGUGUCGUUGAAUUUGAAAACAAUUCCAACGUCGGCGGCGAACGUUGCAGCGGCAGCGGCGGCUCGUGAGCGUGCUCGCUCGAGAGAUAAAUCAACUUCGUCGACUGGUGUUUGUCCAGCCGCCGGCGGGACACCUUCCAGCACCAUGUCGAGUAGCAUGAAUCGAAUUCUACAAACACCGACCAAACCGAUGCCACCUCCGAGACGUCCAUUGAAACCAGACUCCCUUCCGACGGGCAUCAAGGACUCGCCGUCCGGUCAGCGAGUAACUGUGUCGCGCACUCCGUCCGUUACCCGUGGCCGCACACCGCUAGGAACGCCGACGGACGAUGGUCGGUGGCCGUCGGUUGGUGGUAAAGGUGGAAUCAGUUGCAGCGGUGGGAAUACGACACCUCGUUCCAUGCGAGCGAGCUCUGCCGCACCGGACGGUGGAAUGUCCAUCAAAACACGCAUCGGACCAUUAUCGUUGGAUGGAUGCGGCAGCAUCAAGAUGACAAACAACAAUAACAACGGGUCGCCCAUGAGCCUGCCCAGUGGGGUGGAUAAAUUUGCCACCCUUCCCCGACGAAGAAAAGAACGUUCGGCGGAGGAUCUCAAGGCCGGACUGGCGGGUGGUUCCAGUUCGCGCAGUAACUCGGUGACGCGCGAGCAGGUCUCCAAUCGGAUGGCAAUGUCACUGUUUAAGAAGCUUCCCGGCAAUGCCAAAACGUCGGCAGAAAUGGGAAGUUCAAACAAAAUGUCCUCCCUGGCGGCUUCUUCACAUCCCCGGUUGGCGUCGUCCGCGAAAAAGUUGACACAGAAAAUAAAGAUCUACCACGAAACCAGUGUCCAGACGGCCAUCACCUGCAAGGAUGUGGAGGACGCGUUCGGAGGCAAUGCACGCAACGUACGCAUCGAUGCCGUUGAGAUGGUCAGCAAACAAACACAGUCCGACAUACGGGACAAGGAGAUGGAACGGUUGGAGGAGAAGCUGAAGAAGGUGACGGGCGAAUAUACAUCGCUCAUGUCGAAGCUGUCCGAGAAAUCCCAGAUGGUGACGGCGCUGGAGCAGAAGCUGUUGGUCGAGCGCGAAGAAAAGCUGACCGCACAGAAGGAACUGCAAAAUAAUACGGAUCGCGUGCUGGGCAUGCUGGAAUCGAUGCAGGCCAUCCCGAACAACGGUGACACUGGGGAGUGUGAUAGUUUAUUGAUGCUGGAAUCGCAGCUUCAACUGUCCGGCACAGUGCUGGAAAAGAAGCAGGAAGAGAUCGUGCGUCUGCAGACGAUCUGCCGGGCGCUGCAAAUCGACAUGGAGCGAUCACUCAAGAACCAGGAAGAAUUGCUGCGCCAGAAGACUGAGCUGGAGGAGGAAUCGAGCGAAAUGCAGGACUUUUUGCAGGUUGAGAAACAAUCGUGCAUGGAUGCGCUGAAGGAAGCCGAGCAGGAGGUUAGCAUGCUGCGGCAGAGCUUGAUGUUGAAGGAGGGCAGUAUCGAACGGCAGCAGGAAGAGUGUCGUCAUCUAGUCCGUAUUGCUGAGCAGAGGAGACAAGAAUACCUGGGAAUGCAGGCAAAGUAUAAUGCUCUGGAAAGUCGUUCCAAAGACAUUCUGCUGCAACAAGGAGCUGCUGUGUCUGGAGCAUCCGUUGCGCUUUCCGGAUUGGGUUCACGAUUGGACAAUUUGGUCGAACAGUUGAUAGCAUCCUACAACAUCUCAGAACAGGAUCUCGAGGACGUAAUCUACCACAACGAAGCGUAUACAAACAGUGCGAGCAGUGGUGAUGGCAGUCCGGAAUAUGAGCAAACUGCUGACGCGUACAAACAGCAUCAACAUUCGCAGCAACAGCAUCAACAGUACCAUCAGCAACAGUCCACGGAUUCCACAUCCACCAAGGGUAGUGCCAAGUCUGCUGGUGAUGGUUGUGCCGUGCCACUUUCUCCUCAGCGUGGACAAUCGUUCAUAGCGGCAGUCAUCAGUGCUAUAAAGAACGCAACCAGUAAAACGGUCACUACCAAGACUGCAGUAACAGCCGCCACAAACGGUACGAAUGCUGCGAACAAGGAGUGUCGGGAAAAUAAUGGCCAUGAAUCAGAUUCAACAGAGAUGCUCGAUUCGGAGACGGAACCGUGCCUGAUGAUGGACAAUGUGCUGGAAGACGUGACGAUGCCGGAUUCACAUUCCCACAACAUGGUUUCAUCGUCGACUCGCAUCUCGCAGAUCGAAAUGCCAUCAUCGCUGGAGAGUGGUGUGGGAGCGACCAGUAACGCCAUGACGAUGGCACACGAUGAAUCGCUCGACAAUCUAUCGCAAGCCAUCGCUAACAGGCAGCAGAUCGAACUGCAAUCGAACAUGAUCGCUAGUGGACGCUCGUCCCGAUUCCACCAUUCAGUUAGCAGCAAUGAUCAGCAGCAGCAGGCACGGAACACAACGUCCGCAGUAACAUCGGCGGCGGCCGCUGUAACGACAGCACCGGACCAUACGACGGCCAGCCAUUCUUCGUCGCUGGACGAUGAAGAGAACAGUUGCUGCGGGGAGGCAUCGAUGGCUGAAAUGCCUUCCAUCUGCGAAUACUGCAAUGCGCAGUCGCUCGUUGAUCAAGUGAUCGAUGUAGACAAUCUGAUCACGAAACUGCUGAAGGUUCUGCGGAUCGUCCAGAUGGAUAAUGAUCAUUGCAUACAGGAACUGAUUAACCAUAAAAACAAACUAGCGAUCUCAAACGAAGAGGUUCAGGAUCGUGUGAAGGAGUACGAGGAACUUAACUACAAACUGCAAGACGAUCUGAAAGAUGCCUACCAUCAGCUACAGUUGCGAGGAAGCGAAAUAAACACUAACAAGGUGGAGUUACUAAAGCACCGCAAGGAAAUCGAUAAAUUAAAUGAAGACAUUUGUCAGUUAAGCACCCUGUGCAGUGAUAGUAAGCAGGCGAAGAAGAUUGUGAUCGAUCGUGAGGAAAUCUUGAACGCAUUUAAGCUCUGCAACGAGGAUGGUGUCGUGCCGGAGCAAGAACUGUCCCAGUUUAUUGUCCAUGCAUGCACAGAGAUUCCUAAACUGAAGGCAAAAUUGUACGAAAAAGAGCAACAGUUGGCCACGAUGGCAAGCAACGCUACGAAUGGGGCAAAUUUUGUAAUGACCGCCAGUUGGCACCAGGCGUUGAACGAAGCGAAGCGACAGUAUGAAGCAAUCGAUCGCGCUUUAGAGACCUUGGACAGCGUAAAGUCGGUAGUGCAACAAACGCCCGCCCUGAUGGAAUUGCAGCGCGAUCUGGAGGAAACAAACUUCGCUUCAGCCUCAAGCUUCCCACUAGUAACGGCCGCUCAGCUUAAUCAGCUGAACUGUGGUCAGGUCGGUACGAACGGUAAUGGAGCCGCCGGUGUGAACGGCAAUGGUGUUAUCGAUUUAAAUGCCAACGAAACAACGCUCGCAAAUGAGGCGGGAAGUGUUGUGGCUGAUCCGAGCUGCUACAUCGAUUCGACUGCUUAAUCUUAAUGGAACAGUUUAGUAGUUAGCGCGAUUAUUAUUUAUUACGUUUUUUCGUCGUUUCCUGAA
Anopheles maculipalpis is the source of this 4434-nucleotide messenger RNA. RefSeq names its product myosin-4 (gene corn). The record is from RefSeq and is a predicted model, not a curated record. Bases 46 to 4368 code for a protein of 1440 amino acids. The transcript is spliced from 8 exons. Lineage: Eukaryota; Metazoa; Arthropoda; Insecta; Diptera; Culicidae.